GGACACGCUUAUUGAAGACUUAACCCGUAUUAACACCUCCUUGGAUGUCAUAUCCCAGCUAUUCUCCCGCUUAACAUGUCCCUUGUGGUGGAAAAUCCCGACAUCAUGGGAAAAAUCCCGGUCCCAAGUGGUGCCAAUGAAAUUGACAUCCUUUCGUUCUUCAACCCCGACGCCGCGAAGAUGUGUCUUAUCAUCCUCAACCAGGCCAUCAAUGUAGACCUCACGAUGCUCUGGGACCAUAGUCUGCUCCGAGUCUGUGCCGAUGGAGGGGCUAAUCGAUUGUAUGAGUUCUUUGGUGAGGAAAAAGAGCGCUACAUCCCAGACUUUAUCGUUGGUGAUUUCGAUUCGCUAACUGACGAAGUCAAGACGUAUUACCAGGGCAAAGGAGCGGUUUUGGUCCACCAGGCCUCCCAGUAUGCUACAGACUUCCAAAAGGCCAUUUCCGUUGUAUCGUUGUACUUUCAAGCUGGGAGUUCGGUGGACUUUGAGGCUAUCGACACUGAAGACGGACUCCUCAGGUUGGCGGAGGAGCACUCUACGGCGCCUUGUCCGCCAGUUACACUUCUAGUGGUGAAUGCGUUGGGUGGCCGGUUUGACCAAACAGUCCAUUCAAUCAACCAGCUCUACAAGAUUACAGCAGAAUGUCCCUCCUUCGGUGUUUUCCUCGUGUCCUUAGACGAUAUCGUCUUUUUGGUUCCCGGUGGUGUGAACUACAUCCACUAUGACAAGCAGGUGAUCGGGCCCAUCUGUGGUUUGUUGCCUAUGGGCCGCAAGUGCACCUUAUCUACCCAGGGGUUGAAGUGGGACUUGACUAAUUGGGAGUCAGAUAUCUGCGGUGGCAACGUCAGCAGCAGCAACGCUGUGGUGGCUGAGGAUGGGGUUGUGGUGGAGUGUACCGAAGGUGGUGUAGUGGUGAACCUAGAAUGGGCAAAGAACUUCAUGGCCAAAAGGUGACCGAAGAGUAAAUUAUGGUCAUUAGGAGAUUGUACGGGAAAUUUCCACCUGAUCCGAGUUUCAUAUCUGUUUAAACUAUAGCUGUGGAUACCAAUAUAAUAUUUACAAUUACGCUCUCGGCAAAGAACUUGGCGUAUCGCUCUGCAGGUUUGGUAUUUUAUACCCAAAGUUGUAUAAAACUGGUUAUUGAUGGUUCUAUCGAUAUAUGGGUGAAUUAAUUUUAUAUCAAUCGAAUAGCUAGCAAAUUCAAGCGGAG
This is a messenger RNA of Babjeviella inositovora NRRL Y-12698, 1210 nucleotides long. RefSeq names its product thiamine diphosphokinase. The transcript has a single exon. Gene Ontology annotation, biological process: thiamine diphosphate biosynthetic process; thiamine metabolic process. NCBI's taxonomy places the organism in Eukaryota, Fungi, Ascomycota, Pichiomycetes, Serinales. The record is from RefSeq and is a predicted model, not a curated record. The coding region runs from base 76 to 954 and encodes 292 amino acids. Gene Ontology annotation, molecular function: thiamine binding; thiamine diphosphokinase activity; ATP binding.